Molecule: messenger RNA, 1552 nt
Organism: Prunus avium (sweet cherry)
Lineage: Eukaryota; Viridiplantae; Streptophyta; Magnoliopsida; Rosales; Rosaceae
Product: F-box protein SKIP23
Molecular function (GO): protein binding
Source: RefSeq, a predicted model, not a curated record
UAAAGUGACAACACAAUUGGUAAAGUUGAAAGGAAAGGCUUCCAUCCAAACCCUCAACUUUUUGGGGGCGGGGUUGGAGUCGACCCGCGAAAAUGGGGGUAGAUUGGACCCAACUCCCACCAGAACUGGUAGAAUCAAUCGCGAAAAAGCUCACAAUUUACGCGGACUACCUCCGAUUCCGAGUGGUGUGCCACAGUUGGCUAGCCUAUGUCCCCAAAACUCCGCAGCACCUCCCUCCUCAGCUCCCCUGGCUGAUGCUCCCCCAAUCCCAGCCCAACCAAACACACCGCGCCUUCUUCAACCUCUCCAACAGCAGAGUCCACUUCCUCCACCUUCCAGAAGCUUCUCAUCGCAAGCGCCGUUGCGGCUCCUCCCACGGCUGGCUCGUCAUCCUCCACGAAACCCCCACCGUCCUUCUCGUUAACCCUCUCACACGUGCCAAGCGCCACCUCCCUCCACUCUCCGCCUUCCCCAACGUUGUUCGCUUUGACUAUUCCGAAGUCGGCCGUGAGUACGCGCUCCGAUCCUCGUCUGGAGAUGUCUACACGCGCAGCUUGGCCCAAAUGCGCGAUUCAUUUCUGAAAAAGGUCGUCCUCUCUUCGAGUCCUCUGGAAGCUAGCGGUUUUACUGCCCUAGCGAUUCUCAGUCAAACCGGUGACUUGGCGUAUUGCAGAGACGGAGACCAGUCUUGGACUUUCAUCGACGGCGCCCGAUCUUUUUCCGAGGACGUCAUAUCCGUGAACGGGUUGUUUUACGCCGUCGACAGUAAGGGUGUGGUCGCGGUGUGUGACGUUGAGGGUCCGUCAGCCCCUAGGGUUGCGAUUAUCCCAACGCCGAGGCUAGAAGAUGCCGCCGAUAUGCGAUAUUUGGUGAAUUCGGGGGCCGAUCUGCUGCUGGUCAGUCGGUAUUUGGAGAUUGAACGGUGGGAUAAUACAAAUGUGAAUUACAGAACGACGGGAUUUGACGUUUUCAGGAUGAAUUGGGUAGGGGCGAGGUGGGAGAAGGUUGAGAACUUGGGCGAGAGGAUGGUGUUUAUCGGAGAAAACUCUUCGUUUUCAUUGUCGGCGUCUGAUUUUCCGGGAAGUGUGGGAAAUUGCAUUUAUUUCACAGACGAUUACUCGGAAUCCAACUAUGAGAGCGGACUUGGGGGAUACGAUUCGGGGAUUUUCAGAAUAUGGGAUGGAACAAUUCAAGAAUUGCCCCCUUAUCCCAGGAAUUCGAAUUAUGAGGUGCAUUGGCCUCCCGGCUCUCUACCGCUUUGGGUUAUUCCUAAUCCAUGCUGAUGCAAGGCAGCAACAGCAAAUUAAAUGAAGCAAAGCAGGAGCUUCAAUUCAAUGAUUCUGGUAUGGUAAUGUUAAUCAAUGGUUUGUGUUAUUAUAUAUGUGUAUGUACUAUAUGUUGUUGAUGCAUGUAAUGUAAGUAAGCAAUAAAUUCAUUCUGUUUCUGUGGAGGAAGUGAUUGUCUCUAUCUAGUUAGUCAUUCUUUUAUGAGUAGAGUGACUGGUCCGAUUGUGUAACUUAUUGCACUAGAAAUAAAAUAUUUGUUCCCGCAA